Molecule: messenger RNA, 2128 nt
Organism: Varroa destructor (honeybee mite)
Lineage: Eukaryota; Metazoa; Arthropoda; Arachnida; Mesostigmata; Varroidae
Product: sulfiredoxin-1-like
Biological process (GO): cellular response to oxidative stress; enzyme-directed rRNA pseudouridine synthesis
Cellular component (GO): cytoplasm
Molecular function (GO): RNA binding; pseudouridine synthase activity; sulfiredoxin activity
Source: RefSeq, a predicted model, not a curated record
GUUUGAAAACUGGAUACCACUUCUCGUGUACAUGCGAUACAGCGUAACAAUUAUUUUAUACACAAGGCAAAAAUUGUAUGUUGGUAGUGAUGUAGUGGUAACGUAUAUGCCUACUGAACUUAGGCACGUGUGAUGGUGGAAGUUUGAAUGCGGCCGGGGACACAUUUGCUGCGUUCGGGAGAGGGCCAGCCAUCUGACGAAAUGUUCAGCGGCCAUACUGAAAGUAACACGCGCAAUAUUUAGUUAGUAGGGAAAUAACCUGCCAACCGUUGUUAAUGUGCAAAGCAUUGCAUUUGGCUUUGGCCUGACAAAGGAUUCCCCUUGAGUAUGUCGAACGUAAAGGUUCAUGGGCAGCCACAACUAAAAGUGUACUCUAAAAAAUCAAUUGCAGAAAGUGCUCGGAAAGUUAGCUUCGAUAAUAUAACAACAGAAAUUGCUUUUGGUGUUUUUCUCUAUAUAAAAUCGGCUAGAUUUUGCUAAUUUUUAAUGAUCAUUGGAUACAAGGAUAGAACCACCAAGCAGUUCAUAACGCUAGAGGAAAUGCUUCUCCUACACUUAGUAGUUUCAUCGAAUUUCUCACGAGCAAUGUCGUCACUCUCUGAUACUGCUGCAACCGUUGAAAUGCCCGAAGAUCCUCUUGCACCGCCACCUGUACCGGAUUAUCACCGCGGUGCGAAGCGUAAAGGUUCCGGGGACGAAACACAGUUGAUGCCUGAAAUUGUUGAUGUAAAGAAAAUUCGAAUGGGUAAUAAGGACCUACGGCCCGGAUUCUCUGAGGACCGUUUCGAUGAAACUGAUUAUUAUUUCGAAAACGGGCUAAGAAAGGUGUAUCCUUAUGAAUUUACAUAUUCCACAUUCACCAAGGGCCGCUGGGUAGGUAGGCCACUCUUGGACGUGUUUAGACAGGAAUUCCGCGCACAAACUUUGGAAUACUACAAUAACGCCAUUGCUAGUGGUCGUGUGCGUGUCAAUAACGAAUCAGUGGGUCUUGAUUACCGCCUGAAAGACGGCGAUCUUAUGAUAAACAGAACCCAUCGACAUGAAGUGCCUGUCAUUGGUUGUAAACUCAAAAUUAUCCAUGAAGACGAUCACAUGCUAGUGGUCGAUAAGCCUCCGUCGAUACCUGUGCAUCCGUGCGGUAGAUAUCGUCAUAAUAGUAUUAUUUUUCUUCUUGCCAAGGAAUUCGGAGUCAAGAAGAUCCAUACCAUCCACCGUCUUGAUAGGCUCACUUCAGGAAUACUUAUGUUUGCCAAAAGUCUCGAACGAUCACAAUUUAUGUCGUCACAGAUUCGGAGCUUAGCUGUCCAAAAAGAGUAUUUAUGCCGGGUUGAGGGAGAGUUUCCCGUCGACGAAGUGGAAGUAUCCGAACCGAUAGAGGUAUUCUCUAAUAAAAUUGGAGUUUGUGGAGUAGGUCGCGAAGGAAAGGCAUGCACGACAUUAUUUAAACGACUUAGCUUUAAUGGUAAGUCGAGUGUUGUACUUGCAAAACCAAAACAAGGCCGAAUGCAUCAGAUUAGAGUGCAUCUCCAAUACCUUGGACACCCGAUUGUAAACGAUUCCCUAUACAACGAUGUGAUCUUCGGUAAAAACAAGGCCAAAGGUGGUCUUUCAGAAAAGACUAAGGACGAGCUAGUUGCCGACUUACUCAAGCUGCACACGAUAGAAAACUGGCUCAAGCCGAUGACGGAAAAAGAUGUCGAAGAACGCAGAAAAGAAUGGGGCAGCAUGUCUUCCAAGAAAGGGACAACUCGUGAAGACCCGUUCAAAGCAAAGGUCCACAUGAUGCCAUUUGAUGCCGUCAUCCGACCAAUUCCAUCCGUCCUAGACGAGGUCAAGGUAGCCUCCUUGAUGGAGGCAUUGCGUGGACCCAACGGCGAUUCCAAGGUUCCACCUGUAGAUGUACUAUGGAUAAAAGGACGUGAAGGCGGUGAUUACUACUACUCGUUUGGGGGAUGCCAUCGUUAUGAAGCCGCAAAGAGAUUAGGCUUCAGGCAGAUUCGAGUGAAAAUCAUUAAAUCUAAUAUUCAAGAUUUACAAAUAUACCUUGGCGCUAGCACACCAGAUUUGAAGUAAUAUAUUUCAUUCAGAUAUUUUAAUGGCAUGCUAAUAAAUUCAAACUGCCAAUUGC